Lucilia sericata (common green bottle fly) is the source of this 3026-nucleotide messenger RNA. It is a transcript of the gene Moe, whose product is annotated as moesin/ezrin/radixin homolog 1. Gene Ontology annotation, molecular function: cell adhesion molecule binding; actin binding. Gene Ontology annotation, cellular component: plasma membrane; microvillus; cytoskeleton. Lineage: Eukaryota; Metazoa; Arthropoda; Insecta; Diptera; Calliphoridae. The record is from RefSeq and is a predicted model, not a curated record. Gene Ontology annotation, biological process: regulation of cell shape; positive regulation of early endosome to late endosome transport; positive regulation of protein localization to early endosome. The coding region runs from base 444 to 2171 and encodes 575 amino acids. The transcript has 7 exons.
AGUUAGUAAAACGACCGUCAUUCAAGCUGUUUUAUAGGGAGCAGGGAGGCACUAACCGGCAGACGGCCAUAAAGUCACAAUUUUUUUUUAUUAUUUUUUGCGGCAGUAACUUUGAAUUUUAAAAUAUUUUGCCAUUUAGUUGGCAGAGAACUUGCUUUCGCGUAUGAUCGUCAACACAAAACUACGGGCGCUAGACAAUUUUGAAAGAAAAACGUUUAAAACGAGAAUAAAAAGACAGAGAGAAAUAAUCUCGGUCAAUAAUUUCGGUGCAAUUUCAAAUAUUUUAACAAAUAUACAAAAAAAGUGGAACAUUUUAAAUACGAAAUUUUUUCUUUUUUAAAAAAGAUAUUUUCCACUAGUGUAAAUAAAACAAAAAAACAUUUUGUAUUUGUUGAUUUUUUAUAUAUAAUUUAUAAAAUUUAUUGUAAAGGAUUUUAAAACAAAUGUCACGCAAAGCGCUAAAUGUCCGUGUUACCACUAUGGAUGCCGAAUUGGAGUUUGCUAUCCAGCAAACUACCACCGGCAAACAGCUUUUCGAUCAAGUUGUCAAGACAAUCGGUCUACGUGAAGUCUGGUUCUUUGGUUUACAAUAUACCGAUUCUAAAGGUGAUUCCACAUGGAUUAAAUUAUACAAAAAGGUUAUGAAUCAAGAUGUUAAAAAGGAAAAUCCUUUACAAUUCAGAUUCCGUGCUAAAUUCUAUCCCGAAGAUGUGGCCGAAGAAUUGAUCCAAGAUAUAACGCUACGUCUCUUCUACUUACAAGUUAAGAAUGCCAUAUUAUCAGAUGAAAUCUAUUGUCCUCCUGAAACUUCAGUCCUCUUGGCCUCCUAUGCUGUGCAGGCUCGUCACGGCGAUCACAAUAAAUCCCUACACACAGCCGGUUUCUUGGCCAAUGAUCGCCUAUUGCCUCAACGUGUCAUCGAUCAGCACAAAAUGUCCAAGGAGGAAUGGGAGCAAUCGAUAAUGACCUGGUGGCAGGAACACCGUGGUAUGUUGCGCGAAGAUGCCAUGAUGGAAUAUUUGAAAAUUGCUCAGGAUUUGGAAAUGUAUGGUGUGAACUAUUUUGAAAUCAAAAAUAAAAAGGGUACCGAUUUGUGGUUGGGUGUUGAUGCUUUGGGUUUGAAUAUCUACGAGCAAGAGGAUAAAUUGACACCGAAAAUUGGUUUCCCCUGGUCAGAAAUUCGUAAUAUUUCCUUUUCGGACAAGAAGUUCAUCAUUAAGCCCAUCGAUAAGAAAGCCCCCGAUUUUGUUUUCUUCGCUCCCCGCGUGAGGAUCAACAAACGUAUUUUGGCCUUGUGCAUGGGUAACCAUGAGUUGUAUAUGCGUCGUCGUAAGCCCGAUACCAUUGAUGUGCAACAAAUGAAGGCCCAAGCACGUGAGGAAAAGAAUGCUAAGCAACAGGAACGUGAAAAACUCCAAUUGGCUUUGGCUGCCCGUGAACGUGCCGAAAAGAAACAGCAAGAGUACGAAGAUCGUCUCAAGCAAAUGCAAGAGGAAAUGGAACGUUCACAAAAGGACUUAAUGGAAGCCCAAGAGAUGAUUCGUCGUCUCGAAGAGCAAUUGAAACAAUUGCAAGCCGCCAAGGAUGAAUUGGAAUUGCGCCAGAAGGAAUUGCAAGCCAUGUUGAAUCGUCUCGAAGAGGCCAAGAAUAUGGAAGCCGCCGAAAAGGCUAAACUCGAAGAGGAAAUCAUGGCCAAACAAAUGGAAGUGCAACGCAUUCAAGACGAGGUCAAUGCCAAGGAUGAAGAAACCAAACGUCUGCAAGAUGAAGUUGAAGAAGCCAGACGUAAACAGGCUGAAGCUGCUGCCGCUUUAUUGGCCGCCUCCACUACACCACAACAUCAUCAUGUGGCCGAAGAUGAAAACGAAAAUGAAGAAGAACUUACAAAUGGUGAUGCUGGCGGUGAUGUAUCACGUGAUUUGGAUACUGAUGAACAUAUCAAAGACCCCAUCGAAGAUAGACGUACAUUGGCCGAACGCAAUGAACGUUUACAUGAUCAAUUGAAGGCCUUAAAACAAGAUUUGGCUCAAUCCCGGGAUGAAACAAAAGAAACCCAAAAUGAUAAGAUUCAUCGUGAAAAUGUACGCCAAGGACGUGAUAAAUACAAGACAUUACGUGAAAUUCGUAAAGGCAAUACAAAACGUCGUGUCGAUCAAUUUGAAAACAUGUAAACUGUCAUUAUCAUCCACAACAAACAUAUUUAAGCUUGUUUAAUUUGAAAACAUUUUAAAGCAAUCGGUCAGCCAAUUUAUAUAAACAACAAUCCCCUAUAAAAACAAGUCUUAAAUUUAAACAUCAGUAACAAUAACAAGCAAAUUAAAAUCCAACACUACCAUGUUUAUUAUUAUUUUUUUAAAUAAUUUUUUCAGUUUUAAAUAAUAAAAAUUAAAAAAAAAAAAAGAAAGAAAACUAAGCGAAAUAUGAAUAAUUAUUGUAUUCAUAAUUUCUUUAUUCGUAAAAUUUAUGAAAAUUAUUAUUAUAAAAAUAAAACAAAAAACAACAAUUACCACAUCAAUUAAGACCAUUUAUUAUUUUUUAUUUAAAUAAAAAAAUAUUGAAAACAAACAAAAAAAGAAAAAUUAGAAAAGCUUCUUUAUAAGAAAACAAAUUUAAGUCUUCAAAACAAAAAACAAAAAAAAAAAUGUCGCAAAAGAAACGCUUAAAUUUAUAAAAAAUUUAUUAUAUAAUUUAAAAAAUUUUGUUCUUUUAACAUUUGCAUUUCAUUUUUUUAUUAAAAACUUUCUUUUAGUUAAAAAAAAACUUUAAUUUCCAUUAUCAAAAACCACUAAAUAAUAGUAAUUUUAAGAAAGUUUUUAAAUUACCAGCAAAAUAAAACCGUUAAACUUAAUUUAAUAUAAAUUUAUAUAUUCACGUCUUUUUCUGUCCCCCCGCCCCUGCCUAAAUAACAUAAACAAAGAAAUUCCUAAAUAAAAGUAUAUAACUUAAACUCUGGACCAUAAUUGAAUUUAAAAGAAAAAUCCGUCUUCUGUAAUGAAACAAAUAAAACAAACAAAUAACAACAACAA